AUGGAAAAACGUAUAUUAAAAUUUGAAUUUGACGUUGGAUCGACGUCUCAUUCGACAUCGCGAUCCACUCAUGAAGAUAUAGGCAAAGCAAUGACUCUGGUACAACGUGAACGUGGUCGAGAUAUUAAAGAGAAAGAAGAGUUACGCCAUUUGAACGAUCGUUUUUCACAUUUUCUUACCAAUAUUGAACAAUUGAAACGUCUCAAUGAAAAUUUACAACAACAAUUGAAAGAUGAAUUUUCUAAAUGGGGUAUUUUACCACGUGAUGAAAAUAAAUUACGUUCUAUUGUCAUUCAAAUAAAUGAUCGUGCUAUGAAACGUGCCAAUGAUGAAGUGAAAAUACGUGCAUGUGAACAAGAUACAGCUAUUUUAAAUCGUGCAAGUAAUUUAUACGAAAAUGUACAAGAUAUGUAUAGACGGAAACAAGAAAAUUUACAAAAUAUUAUUGAUAAAUUACAAGAAGAAUUACAACGUAUUUUACAACGAGAAAAAUUUUCAGAAGAAGAAAUAUUAUCAACACAAGAUGAUUUAAAUAAAGAAAUAAAGAAAUAUCAAGAAAGAUUAAAUGAUUGGUUAAAAGUUGUUGUCGAAAAGCAAACAUUACUAGAUGAUAUUCAAUCAUUACGUGAAAGUAUGAAUUUAGUAAAUGCAUUAAAUGAUGAAGAAAUUAAUGAAUGGAAACGUUUAUUAGAUCAAAGUAAAGAUGAUUCUAUUUUAUUUUAUAAAGAUGAAUUAACAAAUGCUAUUCGUGAUAUUAAACGUGAUUAUAGUAAACAAGUAAAAAAAUUUCAAGAUGAAUUAGAAUAUCAAAUUGAGGGUCAAUUACGAUUAGUCGAAAAUCAAUUGAAACAACAAUUAUCAUUUGAUGGUGAUGAAAAACAAAAUUCAGAAAAAAAAAAUCGUCUAAUAUUUGAAGAAAGAAAAUUGCAUACAUCAAUAGAAGAAUAUGAUAAAGAACAAAUAAAAUUGAAUAAUUUAAUAAUGUUAUUAUCGGGUAAAAAACGUUUAUUAAGAGAUGAAGAAAUGAAACUGCAUGAAUUAGAACGAAAAAUACGUGAUAAACAAUUACAUGAACGUUUAAUAACUGAUAGAUUAAAAUUAGAAUAUGAAGAUUUAAGACAAAAAUUUGAACAAAUGGCAUUUGAAUUACGUUUUAGUAUUGAAGAUGAAUUAAAAAUCUAUGCAAGGUUAUUAGAUGAAUUAAUGAAAAAAUCAAGUACAACAAUAUCAUCGACUACUACAGCAUUAAGUAGUAGAGGAGCUAAUCCAUCAACAUCAAAUUAUACCUACACAACAUCAUCAAUGAUACGAUCUGGUGGAAUUGAAGGAAGUACGAGUGGUGUACAAAGUAGUCUUCAUAAUGGUAGUACUCCACUAACGACAAGUACAGAUGUAUUUCGUACACGUAGUUCAGACUAUAAUAAUCGUUCAUCAACAGUACCAUUGCCAUCAACAGGAACGAAUGAUUUAUUAUCACAUAAUUAUGAAGGUACAACAGGUGGAUUUAGUGGAUGGUCUGCCAUAGGAGAUGAUUUGACUAGUUUACAUCAUUCAUCAUCCUCAUCAUGGCAUGAUGAACAUCAAGUAGAUGAAAAUUAUCGUUUACCACCUGAAGCUGAGAUCAUUGAAACGUAUGAGGAUAGUGCAGUGAAAUCAAUUACGAAAACAUCGAUUACUUAA
Messenger RNA from Didymodactylos carnosus, 1680 nucleotides. The record is from the annotation of a GenBank genome assembly. NCBI's taxonomy places the organism in Eukaryota, Metazoa, Rotifera, Eurotatoria, Philodinida, Philodinidae.